CAGAAAGAAAAAUUGAAAAUAAUGGAGGGGGGAAAAGAGCACGGAGUGAUUGUGGCGAAAUUCGCGCCGCCGCAGCAGAAUCUGAUAGAGCAGUUGCAGGUCAAGUACAAGGAGUUGGAGAAAGGGUUCCAGGCAUGGCUGGCCGAGCAGACUUUGCCGGUGGAGACGGUAGUUAAUUCCGCCAUCAACGGUGCCCAGGGUGCCGCCAUGGGUUACUUCAUGGGCAUCCUCACCAAAGACGUCUCCACUUCUAUUCCAACUGCUUCCCAGGCUAACCUCAACCCCCAAGCCAUGGCUUCUUUCCAGCAAGCCCAGGCUCUAGCAGGGGGUCCUCUGAUACAAGCUCGAAAUUUUGCUGUAAUGACUAGUGUUAACGCAGGCAUAUCUACUGUAAUGAAAAGAUUGAGAGGGAAGGAGGAUAUUCAAAAUAGCAUGGCGGCUGCUUUUGGUUCUGGAGCUAUGUUUACUUUAGUGAGUGGGAUGGGUGGCCCAAAUCCGUUAGCAAAUGCAGUAUCUUCAGGACUCUUUUUUGCACUUAUUCAAGGUGGUAUAUACAAGUUAGGAGAAAAGUUCUCUCAACCUCCAGCUGAGGAUAUCUACUACUCCAAAACCAGAUCAAUGUUAAAUAACCUUGGCCUCCAGAAAUAUGAGAAGAAUUUUAAGCAAGGCUUAUUAACAGAUAAUACCUUGCCGUUACUCAACGAUAGUGCACUGAGAGAUGUUAAAAUCCCUCCUGGACCGAGACUCCUCAUUCUUGAUCACAUAGAGAGGGAUCCAGAAUGGAAGGAGGUGAGGAAGCAGCCGGUGAAAUGAAAUCCUGUCAAGGAACUCCGUCACAAAAUGCACAAUGAAGAAAAAGAGUAGAGAAGAUGAUAUUGUAUUUGCUUCUUUCGUCCUCAGUCAGACUUCCAAUUCCUGUUAUAGAAUUGCUGAGAAUUUGUUAUAACUUCUAAUUAUGCCCAAGUCAUUUCAGUUGCCCGCAUUCCAUAUUUUGCAUUAUAAACUUGAAUGCAUCAAUUUUCUUUAGUACUUGUCUGGAAAUGGAAUAUCUUGAAUAAAGAGAUGCUUUUGAA
Messenger RNA from Rubroshorea leprosula, 1073 nucleotides. The record is from the annotation of a GenBank genome assembly. NCBI's taxonomy places the organism in Eukaryota, Viridiplantae, Streptophyta, Magnoliopsida, Malvales, Dipterocarpaceae.